UUAACCGACUCCCAGGGUAGCUGGGAAAUGUGGUGCUUUCUUUGCGUUAGCCCUCGGAGAGGCAAGCGGGCGAGGACUACAAGCCCCGUCGUGCCCCGCGGCCCGUCGUCUCCGGUGGUUCAGGGAAAGUGGCUUCUCCUCAGCAGCCCGGGCCGACUGCUCGGUGCGAAGUGGCGGCGUCUGCGAGAGGGAGGGAGGGGAGCCCGCUUCGCCUGACCUGGAGCUCCGGAGAGGCCCUGAGGCGGCGGCGGCCUUGCAGCAGCGGGUGGGUCGAAGGAGGCAGCCUGAGGGGGCUUCGUCGCCGGCCAGGCCGCCCUCCGGGCUUCCCCCCUCACGGCGAGGGCCCCGAAGGCGGGGGUGGGGGAAGGAGGCCUCAGCUGAGGUUGUUCAGAGUUUCUAGAAACAUAACUUGGUUGGAUUCUGCCCAGGUCUUACCUCUUCCAUCCAACAUGAAGUACAGGACUCAGCUGUUGAAUCCUGAGUGAGGAGACUCUUGAAUCAAAGAUGGAGAAAAAACGAAGAAAGAAAUGAGCCUGUUUUCUAGGCUUCCGCGGAAAAGACAAUGACGGCAAGACUUUUACGUACAUUAGACAAAGCCUUCAGGCUGUCCACUUAGCACUUAAAAAGACACAGUUUUCUGAAACCCAAAAAAGAAGACGGAGAACGGAUUCAUGGAGAAGGAACAUAUGGAUUGAAUCCAUGGAAUGUGGGAGAUGAAACCAUAUUGUUUGUGACCAUGAGGCUUGCAAACAUCUGGUUGUUUCUGACAGCGAUCUUACUCUGUUGCCAACAGCACCUGGGGACCAAAGCUGGGAAUUCUUCCCAUGAAAGCCACGUGUGUCCUGAAUGCUCUCAUCUCACAUUAAGAGUUGAAUUCUCUUCUACUGUUGUGGAACAUGAAUAUAUUGUAGCCUUCAAUGGCUAUUUCUCCGCACAAGCAAGAAGCAAGUUCAUUUCAAGGGCACUGAAGAGCAACGACAUAGAGAACUGGAGGAUUGUACCCCGCAACAACCCAGCAAGUGACUACCCCAGUGAUUUUGAGGUGAUCCAGAUCAAUGAGAAACAGAAAGAUGGAGUGCAGUCUCUUGAGGACCAUCCUAAUAUCAAACGAGUUACUCCCCAGAGAAAAGUAUUUCGCUCACUUAAAUACACUGAAACUGACUCGGCAUUUCCAUGCAACGACACCAGAUGGACGCAAAAAUGGCAGUCGUCUCGUCCCUUAAGAAGGGCCAGCCUGUCCCUGGGUUCUGGGUUCUGGCAUGCCACAGGCAGGCACUCCAGCAGGCGCUUGCUAAGAGCCAUACCCCGGCAAGUUGCUCAGACACUCCAGGCAGAUGUUCUCUGGCAAAUGGGCUUCACAGGUGCUGGAGUAAGAGUGGCUGUCUUUGACACUGGACUGAGCGAGAAGCAUCCCCAUUUCAAGAACGUAAAAGAGAGGACAAACUGGACCAAUGAGCGGACCUUGGAUGAUGGUUUGGGCCAUGGGACUUUUGUAGCUGGUGUGAUAGCAAGCAUGAGAGAAUGCCAGGGAUUUGCCCCAGACUCAGAACUCCAUAUAUUUCGUGUCUUCACUAACAGCCAGGUCUCCUACACAUCUUGGUUUCUGGAUGCCUUCAACUAUGCCAUCUUAAAGAAGAUCGAUGUAUUAAACCUCAGCAUUGGCGGCCCGGAUUUCAUGGAUCAUCCUUUCGUUGACAAGGUAUGGGAGCUGACAGCCAACAAUGUGAUCAUGGUCUCUGCUAUUGGAAAUGAUGGCCCUUUAUAUGGCACGCUUAACAACCCAGCUGACCAAAUGGAUGUAAUUGGUGUAGGUGGCAUUGACUUCGAAGAUAACAUUGCCCGGUUUUCCUCAAGGGGCAUGACCACAUGGGAACUACCUGGUGGUUAUGGGAGGGUCAAGCCUGACAUAGUGACCUACGGUUCUGGCGUGAGAGGUUCUGGCAUGAAGGGCGGGUGCCGCUCUCUCUCUGGGACCAGCGUGGCCUCUCCUGUGGUGGCAGGUGCCGUCACUCUGUUGGUAAGCACAGUUCAGAAGCGUGAAUUGGUGAACCCAGGUAGCAUGAAGCAGGCUCUGAUCGCGUCAGCACGCCGACUUCCUGGAGUCAACAUGUUUGAGCAGGGACAUGGCAAGCUGGAUCUCCUUAGAGCCUACCAGAUCCUCAACAGUUAUAAACCACAGGCCAGUUUGAGCCCCAGCUACAUCGACUUGACAGAAUGCCCCUACAUGUGGCCGUAUUGCUCCCAGCCUAUUUACUACGGAGGCAUGCCAGCCAUCGUGAAUGUUACCAUCCUUAAUGGAAUGGGAGUCACUGGGAGGAUUGUGGACAAGCCUGAAUGGCAACCCUAUUUGCCACAGAACGGAGAUUACAUUGAGGUGGCUUUUUCCUAUUCCCCUAUUCUGUGGCCGUGGUCUGGAUACCUCGCGAUUUCUAUCUCUGUAGCGAAGAAAGCAGGCAUGUGGGAAGGCAUUGCACAGGGGCAUGUCAUGAUCACGAUCUCCUCCCCUGCAGAAAAUGAGUCAAAAGCUGGCACUGAACAAACGUCAACCGUGAAACUCCCCAUAAAAGUGAAGGUGAUCCCAACACCACCCCGCAGCAAGCGGGUCCUGUGGGAUCAGUAUCACAAUCUCCGCUAUCCACCAGGAUAUUUUCCAAGGGAUAAUUUGAGGAUGAAGAACGACCCUUUAGAUUGGAAUGGUGACCACAUCCAUACCAACUUCAGGGAUAUGUACCAGCACCUGAGAAGUAUGGGUUAUUUUAUUGAAGUUCUUGGUUCACCAUUUACAUGCUUUGACGCUAGUCAGUAUGGCACCUUACUAAUGGUGGACAGCGAGGAGGAAUAUUUUCCGGAAGAAAUCACGAAGCUGCGGAGGGACGUUGACAAGGGGCUGUCCCUUAUCGUCUUCAGCGACUGGUACAACACCUCGGUGAUGCGGACGGUGAAGUUUUAUGAUGAAAACACAAGGCAAUGGUGGAUGCCUGAUACGGGAGGAGCUAACAUCCCUGCUCUAAAUGAUCUUCUUUCUGUCUGGGGCAUGGCCUUUAGCGACAGCCUAUAUGAAGGGGAUUUCACCCUGGCAAGCCAUGAAAUGAACUAUGCCUCCGGAUGCAGUAUUGCAAAGUUUCCAGAAGAUGGCAUUGUGAUUGCACAGACCUUUAAGGAUCAAGGUCUUGAAGUUUUAAAGCAGGAGACAGCAAUAAUAGAAAAUGUCCCCAUUUUGGGUCUGUACCAAGUCCCCUCGGAAGGUGGGGGCAGAAUAGUUCUGUAUGGUGAUUCCAAUUGCUUGGAUGACAGCCACAGACAGAAAGAUUGCUUUUGGCUUCUCGAUUCUCUCCUUCAGUACACAUCUUACGGAGUGGUGCCACCAGGCCUCAGUCAUUCAGAAAACAGGCAGCGGCCUCCAACGGGUGCAGGCUAUACCCUUCCAGAACGAAUGGAAGGUAACCACCUCCAUCGGUACUCCAAAGUCCUCGAGGCUCAUCUGCGUGACCCCAAGCCCCGCUCCCUUCCAGCAUGCCCUCAUUUGUCCUGGGCAAAGCCACAGCCUCUGAAUGAAACAGCUCCCAGCAAUCUUUGGAAGCAUCAGAAAUUAUUAUCCAUUGACCUGGAUAAAGUGGCUUUACCAAGUUUCCGUCAGAGUCGACCCCAAGUGAGGCCUCUGUCGCCCGGAGAAAGUGGAGCGUGGGAUAUUCCCGGAGGAAUAAUGCCUGGCCGCUACAACCAGGAUGUGGGAGGGACAAUACCUGUCUUUGCGUUCCUUGGUGCCAUGGUAGUCCUGGCGUUCUUUGUGGUGCAGAUCAAAGCGAAGAGCCGCCCGAAGAGAAGGAAGCCCCGGGUCAAACGGCCACAAAUUGUCCAGCAGGGCCACCCACCAAAGACACCCUCGGUUUGACCAGGGUUGCCAAAGACGGCGUUUUUCUGGCUGCUCCAAGGACCUGCGAUCAGCACGGAUCAAGAUGGAUCAUGGCUGGCCUUUGAUUGACUUGGCACUAGCAACUCCAUUGUGCUGUCUUUGGUUCAGGACAAACAAGGAAGUCAGUGAAUCAUGAGAUAGAAAUUAUCGUUUCCAGUACCUGUAGCUGAAUUCACCAAAGACUGAAUCAUUAUUUAAGAAAAUUGAUCGGUUGCUCCCUGGCUCGGAAAGGGCAGGGAACAGACCUCUUUUUAUUUUCUUUUAAACUGACCAAACCUUUUCAUUAGAGGCUAUUUUCUAUAUUUAUUUCAAGAGUGACUUGGAGAAGGUACUCAUCAAAGCCUUUUGCUCUCUGGCCGCAGAACCGUUAUUUCUGAAUGGAAGGCCGUUUGCUAAGGCUGUAACACUUCAGAGAAAAACAGAACUCCUGCCAUCCUACUGUAAGGAUGUGAGAAAAACUGACACUUUUGAGGGGAACCAGGAACAAAUCAUGUUGGUGUAAUCCUUCCAUUUAUUUUUAUAAAGCAACUUACCAUGACGUUUUUGUAAUUUUUCGGCAUGAUUUCACCAUUGCUGGUGGAGAACAUUUUUCCAAUAAAUACAUUAUCGAUAUUGAA
Pogona vitticeps (central bearded dragon) is the source of this 4530-nucleotide messenger RNA. NCBI's taxonomy places the organism in Eukaryota, Metazoa, Chordata, Lepidosauria, Squamata, Agamidae. The record is from RefSeq and is a predicted model, not a curated record.